UGGAGGCGAGGCGGCCGGCACGCGGCUCUUCCCCCAUGGCUAAUGGCAGCGUCGCUUGGGGGGUCACUGCGUCGCGACACGUUGGGCUCCCAGGACAGGGGAGCAGGUUCCCUACAAGCGUCUGGGGAGAGGACACCGUGGGGGGGUCCAGUGGCAUGUGGUGCCAGCCCCUUGCCACAUUUUGGGUGUCACCCCAGCCUGGUCACCCGGCCCCUGAGCCGGGCGGGCAAUGGAUGGCCAUUGGGGGGUCCCCGGGGGCUCAGCUCCAUCUCUCCCUGCAGCUGCAAGCCAGGAGCCCGUCAGCAUGGCGGGGAAGUGUGACACCAUCUACAAGGGCUUCGCCAGCUGCCUCAUCAGCCUGGGGGACAACAUGGCCCAGAGCGUCCGUCGGCAGCGGGAGGAGGGCAGCGAGGAGGCGCAGGAGCUGGACACCAUCUGCAAGUCCUGGGAUGACUUCCACGCCUGCGCCAGCGAGGUGCUGUCGAGCUGCCCCGAGGAAGCGGCCGCCAUCUGGGAAUCACUGCGCCGGGAGUCCCGCAAGAUCCAGUUCCAGGGCAACCUGCAGGAGCUGUGCAGCGCCCGGGGCCGCCUGGCCAGUGCCCGCGGCUCACCGGCUGCCGAGACCAACCAGGCCACGCUGCGGGGCUCGGCCACCCCGCUGCGACCCCGUCUGCUGGCCCUGCUGGCCCUGCUGCUGCUGGUGGCCCGGCUCUAGCCCUGCAGGUGCCCGGGUAAUGCCCCGGGUCGGUCCCCUCGCGGUGGCCAAGCACUGGCACCCGUGGUCCCCGCCGAGCCCACCUUCCCCCCAUGCUGGGCAUCCCUCCUGGGUCACGGUCCUCUCCUGGACCCUUCAGAUGGAUUUAUAUUUAUAUUAAAAGAUGCUUUUACAUUUC
Calidris pugnax (ruff) is the source of this 893-nucleotide messenger RNA. RefSeq names its product neuritin 1-like (gene NRN1L). The record is from RefSeq and is a predicted model, not a curated record. NCBI's taxonomy places the organism in Eukaryota, Metazoa, Chordata, Aves, Charadriiformes, Scolopacidae. The transcript is spliced from 2 exons. The coding region runs from base 230 to 715 and encodes 161 amino acids. Gene Ontology annotation, biological process: nervous system development; neuron projection extension. Gene Ontology annotation, cellular component: plasma membrane.